This is a messenger RNA of Mytilus californianus (California mussel), 3037 nucleotides long. Its product is annotated as U3 small nucleolar RNA-associated protein 18 homolog. The transcript is spliced from 12 exons. Bases 41 to 1528 code for a protein of 495 amino acids. The record is from RefSeq and is a predicted model, not a curated record. Gene Ontology annotation, cellular component: Pwp2p-containing subcomplex of 90S preribosome; small-subunit processome. Lineage: Eukaryota; Metazoa; Mollusca; Bivalvia; Mytilida; Mytilidae. Gene Ontology annotation, biological process: rRNA processing. Gene Ontology annotation, molecular function: protein binding.
UAUUUUCAGCACGUUUUCUGAUUUUCUCUCUACUUCAAUAAUGUUGAGGAAGACAUCUAAAGUUCCUUCUAACAGUGUUGAACUCGAAAGAGUUCAUACAUCUACUGGAAAAUUUAACAAGGAAGCAAUUAAACCGUUAGGAAGUAGCAAUAAGGAUGAAGAUCCAGAGGAAAAACUCAUCGAGAAUGCUGUAUUUGGUGGUGAAGAAAACCUGCUUCAAAACUUGGAAGAACUACAGUCCAAGGACAAAGAAAUAAAGAGGAAGAAAGCUACUUCUGAUAACAGAAAACCAGUUUGGGAAGAUGAUGAUGAUAAGACUGGAAGCAUUAACAUUAAAAGAAUGAAGAAAUCAAGAAAUAAAGAACCAGAAAAAGAAGGAGACGUACCUACAGAGCAGUAUACCAAACAUCUACAAACUCAACACCACAAAGUACAUUCUAUACCAAACUGGGCGCGGUUACCAUCAGAACAUACAGACCAAUCAGAUGAGGAUCCUGAUGUUCAAGAUUUGUUACAGUCGACUGGUGAUUAUAUAACACCUUCUAAGUCAUUAUCUAAAGGUAUCAUACAGAUUAAACAGUGUACUGAUGGAAACAGAGAUAAUCCUGUACAGUGUAAACUAAAUUCUGCAGAGUUUCAUCCAACCUCACAAGUGAUGCUGGUAGCUGGUAUGAAUCAGACUCUUAAUCUGUUUCAGGUUGAUGGUAAAAAUAACCCAAAGAUACAGAGUAUAUUCUUAGAAAAUUAUCCAAUAUACUCAGCUCAUUUCAGUGCCAAUGGAGAAGAGGUUAUUAUGGGGUCAAAACAUAAAGGUUUUCAUUAUUAUGACAUGAUGGUUGGGAAAAUGAUAAGUGUACCUCCUAUUAAAGGAUUAGAAGAAGUAAAUAUGAAGAGAUUUGUUGUGUCACCUGAUGGAAGAUUUUUAGCUUUCUUAGGAUCAUAUGGAAAUAUUCACUUAUUGUCAGCUAAGUCAAAAGAAUGGAUCUAUACACAGAAGAUGAAUGGUAGUGUAGGUGGUAUAUGUUUUUCACAAGAUGGAAGUACAAUGUAUUCAUAUGGAGAUGAUGGUGAUGUAUAUAUAUGGGAUAUGAAGACACGUGAUUGUAUUCACAGAUUUAUAGACGAUGGAUGUACAAAAGGCAUGUCUAUUGCCGUUUCUCAUGAUCAUAAUUUUUUAGCAUGUGGAUCAUAUAGUGGUGUGGUGAACAUUUACGAACCAUCAGUGUGUCUUAAAUCUAGAUCACCUAAACCAUUGAAAGCAUUGUUGAAUUUAACCACACCUUGUACGAACUUAAUAUUUAAUUCAACAUCAGAAAUAUUAGCUAUGUGUUCAGAUUCUGCAGAAAGAGCUGUAAAAUUAGUACAUGUACCUUCACAGACAGUGUUCUCUAAUUUUCCUGAUAGACUAGAUGCUAAAUUACGCAUCCCUUUGUGUAUGGACUUCUCCAGAAAUAGUGGUUAUUUUUCAGUGGGCACAAACAAGGGUUUAGCCCUACUUUACAGAGUGAAGCACUACAGCAAUUACUAGUACAUGUAGUAAUAUCUAUAAAAGAACAAUUGCCAUGCAGGUCAUCUAAAAGAAGAUGAAGAUCGGUGAACAUCCAAUAAGGCCAGAUCCAACAUACACUGUACUGUGUAAGCCUGUUUAAGGCUUUAAUGUUAUUUGACAUGUUUGAUACUAUGGAGAACAGAUAUCCAUUUUUAUUACCAUAAAGAAGUGAACUUUGGAAAUUGUAUAUUUAUAGACAUUCAUGAACAUUUUAGCAAUGAACAUGAAACUAUAAGCAAUGUUAUAUUUAUAAUACGUGUAUUAUCAGUGACUUUUUAAAACUUAUUAUUCAUGUAGUGUUUCAAGAAAAUGAAUAAUUGUUAGUUAGUGAUGCAAAUUGUUUUAGUUAUUUGAUACUUUCCAGCACUUGGACACUAAGUAGUAUAAGUAUUAAAUAGUUUAUAUUGUAUAAUUACACUUUUAUUGACAUUUAAAAUUUUAAAAUCAAUUGAAGUCACAACAAGUACAAGUUGUCUGUGUAUCUGUCACAAUAUUUUACUAAAUUAAAUCUAAGUAAAAUGAUGUAAAAAUAAGUUGAUGUGGUAUUUUACAACUAUCCAACUGACUUGUAUCCAAGUCGAUAAAUCCUUUACAUUGUAUCUUUUGAAUACUAACAGGAUUCCAAAGAUACUUUAUAUCAUUAUUGAAACUAUUACAUAGUAUGGCAUGGUUAUAAUAAAAUGUCCACCUUAAAGUUCAAGGUUUCACAGAUGUUGUUUAUACACUGAUGGUUCUGGUUGAUAGUGGGCGGUACUUGAUAGUUGUAUACCAGCAUCCUUCAUGUCUCUGCUGCAACUAGAGUUAUGAAGACAAGACUUACCAUUUCUUAGAUUCUGUAAAAGCCUUAACAUUUAGAUCCAGUACAUUGUAGAUAGUCAAGUUUGUUUUAAAACAUCAAUAUCUUUGCCAAACCUGCAUAUUUUUUUAAUCUUAAACUUAAGAUUCAUCAUUAUUUAGAUACAUCACCAAUGUCAAAUUUUUAAGUAUAGUUUUUUUUUUCACAGCUAAUAGACUUAAGGUGUCAGACCACCAAUUCACCCACUACAAUUAAGAACGUAUGUAAAAGCAGCCUUUCCCGGACAAAAAAUAGUGGUUUUUUAGUGUCAUUAUUUACUUAAACUAACCAAAAAAAUUGCAGAAAUGAAACUUUUGUUGAAAGAGAAAUAUAUGUAAACCAUUUUGAGCCAAAAUUUACUUGUCUAUGAGUUUGCAUUAAAAAUUGAGGAUUAAUGCCUCCAUAGUAUACUUAUUUAAGAUUUCCAGAAAACCAUGGGUUAUUUUUAGCAGUACUUGACUUCUGAACGUGAGCAUUUCCUUACAAGACUUAAACAUAGGUUGACAAUUGGCAUAUAGAAAGAUGAUACAUGUGCAAUUCAGGAUAUAUACCUGGUAUCUAUGAAGUUAAACUUAAGGUAAAAUAUUUAGAAAGCUGUGAAAUUAGCAAAAUUUGGUUGAUUAGAUAGGGAUUUUGAAUUUUGUGGUCUUAAC